Rotaria sp. Silwood2 is the source of this 658-nucleotide messenger RNA. Lineage: Eukaryota; Metazoa; Rotifera; Eurotatoria; Philodinida; Philodinidae. The record is from the annotation of a GenBank genome assembly.
UGCGCGACGAAUGUACCGCACUUUUCUCCGUCGCAGAUCAUUAUAUCCUCGACUUUUUUGUGUCAUUUUGAAGAGCUUAAAAUUCUGAAUAGAAAACAUCAAACAGAAUUAUUUUUUCACAUCCACCGUGAAAACUAUUAUCGAAGAAUUUUUGUUUUUUUUGGUCACGACGAAAUGGUCACGCAGUUCUCUAACCAACAUGCAUUUCAUUUGAUCAAAAAGUAAUUCUUUUAAGAAUUCUAUUGUUUUUAAACUAAAGAAAUCUAUUUAGGGUGAAUAUUAUGUAUUUAUCAAUAUUGAUGGAACAAUAAUUAAUUUAUUAAAUAUAUUAAAUAAUCAAAUAAAAAAUUUUGUUUAUAAAAAACAAAAUUUAUCAUUUCAUGAAAAAAUUACAUGUGCACAAAUUCAUCCAAAUGAAGAAUGUCUUCAUAUAAUUGGAAGUCAUUUAUCAAUUGUACAAACAAUCGAUGGAAUUAAUCAUUUGUUUAUUCCCCAACAAGCUUCUUUACCAUCUGGUGUUAUGCGUCAAGAAUCAAUUGUUAUCAAUAGUGGAAAACCUGGUUAUCUUCAAUUUAUCUCAAUUAAUUAUGGAAAAUUACUUUAUUAUUUGGAUAUUGUUCAAGAAAAUAAUGUUUCACCAAACGAUAUAACUGAUUGA